Molecule: messenger RNA, 483 nt
Organism: Racocetra persica
Lineage: Eukaryota; Fungi; Glomeromycota; Glomeromycetes; Diversisporales; Gigasporaceae
Source: the annotation of a GenBank genome assembly
AUGUCAUCAAACCAACACACCACUCGUUCUCGGGAUUCUGGAGUAUUCGUCGACCUUGACUUUGACAUUGAAGAAAAAAUUAGCACACCUUAUAGCCAUUAUUUAGGAUUCGACGUUCCAGCAAAAAAAUCGAUCCGCAAGGAACCUGAAUACGAACCUUUUUUCACCACAUAUUCUUUAGAAGUAGUCUUACCACCAAAGAUGGCACCAAACACCGAAAUUCCAUUCUCUGGUUACCUUGGUCUUCAAACAUCACCAAAACCGAUAAAACGUGAACAUAAACGAUCACAACGCAAAAACUCAUUUUACUUUGUUAACCUGAACGACUCUGCAUCACACAACGAUGAUAUUGAACCUAUAACUAUAAAAGAAGAAAUUAUUAAGACUACUUCAGAAGUCUCUCAUAUAAAAGAUAUAAAAGACAGAAUUAUAGAAUCACCCUGCAUUUUACAAGCAAGUCGUACACUUCAAUUAUUAAGAGAG